Molecule: messenger RNA, 3979 nt
Organism: Arabidopsis thaliana (thale cress)
Lineage: Eukaryota; Viridiplantae; Streptophyta; Magnoliopsida; Brassicales; Brassicaceae
Product: Disease resistance protein (TIR-NBS-LRR class) family
Exons: 5
Coding region: 76-3411 (1111 amino acids)
Biological process (GO): defense response; signal transduction; response to stress
Molecular function (GO): ADP binding; NAD+ nucleosidase activity, cyclic ADP-ribose generating
Source: RefSeq, marked reviewed
AUAUUAUACAUGACUUUUUAAGUUGAAUAAGUUUACAAAUUGAUUUGCAUCGUCUAUCAAAAAAAGAUUCCAAUCAUGAAAGAAAGUCCCACUUUGAGAAGAUAUUCCAUGGAGGCCUCACGGCAACCUCAAGUGUUCAUCAACUUCCGGGGAAGUGAACUACGGUAUACCUUUGUCUACUAUCUCAGGACGGCCUUGGUAAAAAACGGGAUCAACGUUUUUACAGACAACAUGGAGCCGAAAGGCCGUAACCAGAAAAUUUUAUUCAAGAGAAUCGAAGAGUCGAAGAUCGCACUGGCGAUUUUCUCCUCAAGGUAUACGGAGUCAAGUUGGUGUCUGGAAGAGCUGGUAAAGAUGAAAGAAUGCAUGGAUGCGGAGAAACUCGUGAUCAUUCCCAUCUUCUACAUCGUGACUCCAUACACCAUUAAAAAGCAGAUGGGAGACUUUGGUGACAAGUUUAGAGUGCUGGUGGAUUAUGUUGAUGAUGUGACGGAGAAAAAAUGGACUGAUGCUUUGAAGUCUGUUCCCUUAAUUUUAGGCAUCACUUACGACGGGCAGAGCGAAGAACAACUUUUAAUCAAUCAAAUCGUUGGGGAGGUUCAGAGAGUAAUAAAGAUAAUUUCACAAGGAGAAGGAGAUGAAAAAAAUAAAAUGGUGUGCACAAAUACCUCUACAGGUUCAAGCUUUAUCCCACAAAAUAGAAACAUGGUAGAUCCUGAAAAUCAAAUUGAGCUCGUUGGACUCAGCCAACGCCUCAAGGAACUAAAAGAAAAGUUGGACCUUAGCCGCAAGGAAACUCGCAUUGUUGGGGUUUUAGGGAUGCCCGGAAUCGGCAAGACCACACUGGUGAAGAGAUUGUAUGAUGAGUGGAAACACAAUUUCCAGCGUCACUUGCAUAUGGUGAAUAUCCGUCAGAAGUCGAAGGAAUACGGGACGCAUUCCCUAGAGAGAAUGAUUCUGAAAGAGUUGCUUAGCGACACUUACAAUGAUAUAACUGAAGAGAUGACGUACGCUUCUGUAAAGGAUGAGCUGCUGAAGAAGAAAGUUCUUCUUGUUCUCGAUGACGUGAGUAGCAAGAAACAAAUACAAGGUCUUCUCGGGAAUCUUAACUGGAUUAGGAAAGGAAGCAGGAUUGUUAUUACUACGCGUGACAAGAUAUCCAUAAGCCAGUUCGAGUAUACUUAUGUUGUCCCAAGAUUGAAUAUCACAGAUGGCUUAAAGCAAUUCAGCUUUUAUGCCUUUGAAGAUCACAACUGUCCAUACCCGGGGAAUCUCAUGGAUCUUUCCACAAAGUUCGUAGAUUAUGCCAGAGGCAAUCCCUUAGCUCUCAAGAUAUUGGGUCGGGAGCUUCUUUCGAUAGACAAGGAUCAGUGGCCAAAGAGACUCGAUACUCUGGCACAACUUCCCAUCCCGUAUAUACAGGAUCUAUUGAGAGCAAGUUAUGAUGAUCUGAGCAAUCAACAGAAAGAAGUUUUUCUUGUCGUAGCCUGGUUCUUUGGAUCAGGGGAUGAAUAUUACAUUAGGAGUUUAGUGGAUACAGAAGAUCCUGAUUCUGCCGAUGAUGCUGCUAGCGAAGUAAGAGAUUUCGCAGGCAACUUACUAAUUAGCAUCUCAAGUGGUCGAUUGGAGAUGCAUGAUUUAAUGGCUACGUUCGCCAAAAAACUUUGUUCAUCCUUAUCUAAUGAAAAUAACUAUGGAUACCAAAUGAUUUGGAAUCAUGAAAGCUUUAAUGCUGCGGCUAAAAAUAAAAGGAUGAGAUAUGUCAAUCAACCAAGGAAAAAAGUCACAGAAUCGGAAAUGGACAAUGUCAUGGGUAUAUUGCUGGACGUGUCUGAAAUGGAUAAUAACAUGACCUUAGAUUCUAAAUUCUUCAGCGAGAUGUGCAAUCUACGGUACCUCAAAGUCUACAAUUCACAAUGCUCUCGAGAUUGUGAUGUUGGUUGCAAACUGACCUUCCCAGAUGGACUUAAAUGCUCAAUGGAAAAUGUCCGAUAUCUCUAUUGGCUACAAUUCCCAUUGAAGAAGCUUUCAAAAGCAUUUAACCCUAAGAAUCUUAUCGAGCUCAACCUCCCUUACAGCAAAAUUACACGACUUUGGAAGGAAAGUAAGGAAAUAUCCAAACUAAAAUGGGUCGAUCUCAGCCACUCGAGUGAGCUAUGCGAUAUAUCAGGGUUAAUAGGAGCUCAUAAUAUUAGAAGAUUGAAUCUUGAAGGCUGCAUAGAAUUGAAAACAUUACCACAAGAGAUGCAAGAAAUGGAAAGUCUGAUUUAUCUAAACCUGGGAGGAUGCACGCGUCUUGUGUCUCUUCCAGAGUUUAAGUUGAAAUCCCUAAAGACUCUCAUCUUAAGUCACUGCAAGAACUUUGAACAAUUUCCGGUUAUUUCAGAAUGUUUAGAAGCUCUUUACUUGCAAGGCACGGCAAUAAAGUGUAUUCCUACCUCCAUUGAGAACCUUCAGAAACUAAUCCUAUUGGAUCUAAAAGACUGCGAAGUAUUGGUAAGUCUUCCUGAUUGUCUUGGAAAUCUAAGAUCUCUUCAAGAGCUAAUACUCUCUGGCUGCUCAAAGUUAAAGUUUUUUCCAGAGUUGAAGGAGACCAUGAAAUCAAUAAAGAUUUUGCUGCUUGAUGGAACAGCCAUUAAGCAGAUGCCAAUAUUAUUGCAGUGUAUUCAGUCACAAGGCCACUCUGUUGCAAAUAAGACGCUUCCAAACAGUUUAAGUGAUUACUACCUACCUUCCUCAUUGUUGUCUUUAUGCUUAAGUGGAAAUGAUAUCGAGAGCUUGCAUGCUAACAUCAGCCAGCUUUAUCAUCUGAAAUGGCUUGACUUGAAGAAUUGCAAGAAGCUUAAAUCUGUGUCGGUGCUUCCACCAAACCUCAAGUGCUUAGAUGCACAUGGUUGUGACUCACUGGAAGAAGUUGGAAGCCCUCUAGCGGUUCUCAUGGUGACAGGAAAAAUCCAUUGCACAUACAUUUUCACAAACUGCAACAAAUUGGAUCAAGUUGCAGAAAGUAACAUCAUAUCUUUCACUUGGAGGAAAAGCCAGAUGAUGUCAGAUGCUCUGAAUCGCUACAAUGGGGGAUUUGUUUUGGAAUCUUUGGUCAGCACUUGCUUUCCUGGAUGUGAAGUACCUGCAUCAUUCGAUCACCAAGCCUAUGGAGCAUUGUUACAGACGAAAUUACCUCGGCACUGGUGUGAUAGUAGGCUUACUGGGAUAGCUUUAUGCGCUGUUAUAUUGUUUCCGGACUACCAACAUCAAAGCAAUCGUUUCUUGGUGAAAUGCACUUGUGAGUUCGGAACUGAAGAUGGGCCAUGUAUCAGCUUUAGUUCCAUUGUUGGAGGUUGGAGCGAACCAGGCUAUGAGCCACGACUAUUAAGUCUGAUCAUGUUUUUAUUGGCUAUACAAGUUGGCUAGACAUUAACAAACGUCACGUGGAAAAGCAUGGGAAUGGAUGUAUUCCUUCUAAGGCUUCACUCAGAUUUCAAGUCACAGAUGGUGCGAGUGAGGUAGGAAAUUGCCAUGUCCUGAAAUGUGGCUUUACUUUAGUGUAUACACCAAACGAUAGUGAUGAUAUCUCUCCGGCGAGAGUAGUUGAUAUCACUACACGGGAUAAGGAGGAUGGCCUAGAAAAUGCAACUUCUAACAAACUUUCAAGAAACGAUUAUGAAUUCUCGCAUCAGUCAAACUGUGGAGUGACUUCGAGAAGGGAUGAAUGUUUCCUUUCUGAAGAGCUUCCAUAAGCAAAUGAAUCAGACGUCUUUUAUCUUUGUUUCCACUUUGUUUUCCUUUCUUUCCUUAGCUUUCUUCCCGUUUGUCGAAGUAAGGAACACAUAAAUGAACUCGAAUCUCUCUAUCAAACAUGUAUUGUGUCUCCCACAAGUCAUCUUAAUUACGGGUCAGUCCUUAUGUAACUAAAGAAAUAGUAACAAUAGGGCACGAGUGGCUUUUAUUUUUAUAAUGAAUGUUAAAUUUUAUUCAUCAA